UUGCCUGUUAAAAUUUUAAUGAAUAAUGGACGAAUUUUGUGGCACACAAUUUUGGGACUCAUCGAUUUGGUGGUCAUCUGAACCAACAUUUAGUUUGUGUUUUCGUGAGACACUUCUUGUAUGGAUUCCUUGUGUCUUCGUCUGCAUUAUAGCUGUUUUUAAUUACAUUCGCUAUAAUGAGCGCACAAUUAGUAAAGUAUUUGAAUUCAAUCAAAUCAGUAAAUAUAAAAUUUCAUUAACUGUGUUGCUAACGGUUCUUAGUUUUUGUGAUACAAUUAAUUCAAUAAUUAAAUAUAUUCAAUAUGUUUCAUACUAUAAAUACCAAUUGUUAUCGUCAUUCAUCCAACUCUUAACAUAUAUGUUAGUGUUAGUCAUACAGAUAUUUAACCGUAAGAAAGGUAUUAUCGCUUGUGGAUCACUAUUUAUUUUUUGGUGUCUCCUAUCCAUAUGUAAUGCAAUUAAUGUUUAUUCAUUAAUAAGCCAAACAUUGCAAAUGGAUAGCAAAAUAUCCAGUCAUUACAUAGAGACGGAUCAGAUGAAGAUAAGUACAACAUUUGCUAACUUUCCACUUGUUUUGGCACAACUUGUUUUGAGCUGUUUUUCUAAUGCAUCGCUAAAUAAGUCCCAAAAAACUCGUAAUCCCAAAGAAACGGCUUCUUAUUUCUCAAAGUUAUGGUUUUUCUGGUUUUCCUCAAUGAUAUACAAAGGCUUCAAAAAAUCUUUAAUACAACAAGAUAUGUGGCAAUUGAGUGAACAAAACAGGACUCAGUUUAUAGCUAACAAAUUAGACAAUUAUUUAAAUAAAAACCAAAGAAAUAGUGAUAAAAAAUCUACAUUAAAAAAUCAAACUAUUAAUAAAAAUAAUAAUAAUAUAAAUUCAGUCAAUGACAUGAACAUCAUAUGUCCUAUAUUUCGCAUGUAUUGGUCAUAUCUGUUAUUUAUAGCAUUUAUUAAGUUUAUCCCAAGUGUUCUCACUUUUGUCAGUCCACUCAUAUUAAAUGAAUUAAUUGAAUUCAUGAGAUCUGGUCAAUACGGUGAUUGUAGUCAACCCUUAUGGCACGGAUUUUUAUUUGCAAUUGUGAUGUUUAUGUCAUCAACAGUGGAAUCGCUUCUUAAUUCACAAUAUGAUUAUCACAUCUUUACUCUUGCAAUGAGAAUAAGAUCGGCACUCAUAUCAGUUAUAUAUAACAAAGUGAUGAAACUGUCGUCAAAUGGUAAGAAAGUGUUCACAACGGGAGAGAUUGUUAACAUAAUGUCAGUGGACACCCAACGGGUCAUGGAGUACGUCCAGAUCGCCAAUCUUUUAUGGAUAUGUCCCCUUCAAAUAGGAAUCAGUAUUUAUUUAUUGUGGCAAAAGCUUAGCUACGGUUCAUUGGCCGGACUCGGAGUAAUGUUACUAUUGCUUCCCAUCAAUGGCUUCAUCGGUGCACUGAUGCGUAAACAACAGAUCCAUCUAUUGAAACAAAGAGAUCAACGAACCAAACUUAUGAGUGAAAUACUAAAUGGUAUUAAAGUUCUUAAGUUAUACGCGUGGGAGACAUCAUUCGUACAGUUGAUACAGAAGUUUCGGUCGAAAGAGUUAAUGAAUCUCAGAAAACAAUCAUUCCUUUCGGCCGGCAUUACGUUUGCCUUCAAUUCGGCCCCGUUUUUCGUGGCUGUCGCCAGUUUUGCCACUUAUAUAAURAUUGACUCCAAUAAUGUAUUGGACGCCCAAAAAGCGUUUGUUUCUCAAACCAUAUUCAAUAUUCUUCGUCGACCUCUUGCUUUCUUUCCACAAUUGAUUACAUCAACAAUGAUGUUUUUCGUAUCAAUUCGUAGAAUAAAUAAGUUUAUAAAUUGUGAUGAAUUGAAACCUAAUGUGUUAUCCAAAGAUGGAAAUAAUCUGGAAAAUGGUUUUAAAGAGAAGAAUUUAAUCCAUGACAAGAAAACAAAUGAUUCACAGAUUGUGUUAACAAAUGCCACUUUUAAAUGGGAUUUGGAGGACACGACUCCUAUAUUGUCAAACAUUAAUCUCGAUAUCAAACCAAAUAAAUUGAUUGCAAUUGUCGGCAAAGUUGGUACCGGAAAGUCAUCGCUAUUGUCGGCACUUUUGGGUGAAAUGCAACAAAUUAAUGGCAAUAUUUAUAUGACUGGAUCUCUAGCUUAUGUGCCACAACAGGCGUGGAUCCAAAACGCUAGCGUAAGAAAUAAUAUAUUAUUUGGAAAGCCAUACAAAAAAGAUCUUUACAAUCAAGUGAUCCAUAGCUGCGCUCUUGAACCAGACUUUGCUUUGCUAACAGGCGGAGAUAUGACCGAAAUAGGCGAGAAAGGUAUUAACUUAAGCGGUGGCCAAAAACAACGUAUCAGUUUGGCUCGGGCUGUAUAUAGCGAUGCCGAUGUCUAUCUAUUGGAUGACCCAUUGUCCGCAGUUGACUCUCACGUCGGCAAACAUAUCUUUGACAAAGCUAUUGGACCCAAAGGAUUACUUAAGAAUAAGACUAGAAUAUUGUUGACACAUAAGAUAGCGGUUCUGCCACAUGUCGAUGAAAUUGUUGUACUCAAAGAUGGAUACAUAUCAGAAAUUGGUUCUUACUCUCAACUAAUCCGAAACGGCGGUAGUUUUGCAGAAUUUCUCGCSGAGUUUAUGGUUGAGGGACCCGAAGAAAUAGUAGAACCGGAAGAUAUGGAAAUUAUCGAAGAGAUGGCCACUCAUAUCGAGCGACAACUGUCACGUUAUUCAAACAGAGGAAGUAUUAGACGAAGAUUUUCCAUGAGAAGCAACUCAACGAUUAGUGUCGCCGAAUCGGAAAUGUUGGAACAAGUGGUGAAYCAAAAAUCUGAAGACGAAAUCAAAAUGCAAAACUCAAAACUUAUAUCAAAUGAAGAGAUGAAAACCGGUUCCGUUGGUUUCGCUGUUUAUUACGACUAUAUGAAAGCCAUUGGCAUAUUAGGUACAGUUAUUAUUAUUAUAUCAUAUAUUGUGGCCAACGCUUUCAAUGUUGGAUCCAAUGUCUGGUUGAGUGAGUGGUCAGAUGACGAUAACAAGAAUGCCACACAUACUAUGUCGACGUCUUGGAGACUCGAUGUUUAUGCUCUUCUUGGUUGUGGUCAAACUGUUUUCAUAUUGAUAGCCACAAUAACACUCAACUUAGCCUGUCUUCGUGGAUCAACUACUCUUCAUGAGCUUAUGCUCAACAAUGUUAUACGUCUUCCGAUGUCUUUCUUUGAUACCACACCUAUAGGUCGUAUUUUGAAUCGAUUUUCAAAGGACACUGAUGUCACUGAUAUAACACUUUUAGUGGCUUUGCGUACGUUUGUCAUUGAAUUGUUCCGUGCGUUAGGUAGUAUUGUCAUCAUCGGUAUGGGAACACCUAUCGUAUUGGUGGCAUUCAUACCGUUAGGUAUUCUUUAUUACGGAAUUCAAAAGUACUACAUCUCGACGUCGCGUCAAUUGAAACGUCUGGACUCAGUGUCCCGUUCGCCGAUUUAUUCGCACUUUGCUGAGACAGUGUCCGGCGCUUCGUCUAUCAGAGCUUACGGCGCCGUUAAUAGGUUUAUAGAAGAAUCCCAUUUUAAAGUCGAUGAAAAUCAUAGUUGUUAUUAUGCAAGUCUUGUAUCCAGUCGUUGGCUUACUGUUAGACUAGAGUUUUUAGGCAAUUGUGUGGUAUUUUUCACGGCGUUAUUUGCUGUACUAUACAGAGGAACCUUAUCUCCCGGAAGCGCUGCGUUAUCCAUAACAUCUGCGCUGACCAUUACGGCAACUCUCAAUUUAUUGGUCAGAGGAAGCACUGAUUUGGAGUCUAAUAUUGUUUCAGUCGAACGGAUAAUAGAGUACACAAAAGUACCUCAAGAAGCCAAUUGGUUCGGCGAUAUAUCCAAAUUGCCAAUUGGUUGGCCAACAAACGGAGUGAUUGAAUUUGACAAUUAUAGCACCCGAUAUCGGGAGGGACUUGAUUUAAUACUCAAAGGAGUUGAUGUAGCCAUAGCUCCUGGAACUCGAGUCGGUAUUGUUGGACGUACCGGUGCCGGCAAGUCGUCACUAACACUGGCCUUAUUUCGGAUCAUCGAAGCGGCCGCCGGUUCUAUAAAAAUUGAUGGCAUUAAUAUUGCUGAUUUAGGUCUACAAGAUCUCCGGUCUAGACUGACAAUCAUACCACAGGAUCCGGCUUUGUUUACAGGAAGUCUUCGACUAAAUUUGGAUCCAUUUAACAGAUAUUCUGAUCAACAAUUAUGGACUGCCUUAGAGUUGGCUCAUUUGAAACAAUUCGCUUCUUCUCUUGAAGCCGGUCUCGACCAUCAAAUCACUGAAGGCGGAGACAAUCUGAGUGUCGGACAAAAACAAUUGGUAUGUUUGGCGCGAGCAUUGCUGAAGAAGUCGAAGAUUCUAGUCUUAGAUGAGGCGACGGCUGCCGUCGAUCUGCAGACCGACGAAUUGAUUCAGAAGACAAUAAGGAACGAGUUCUUUGAUUGUACUAUCGUUACGAUUGCCCACCGAUUGAAUACUAUAAUGGAUUACAACAAAGUGAUUGUUAUGGACAGCGGAUCCAUUGUCGAGUAUGACUCACCAAAUAGUUUGCUUCAAAACAAACAAUCGACUUUCUAUUCAAUGACAAGAGACAGUUCCUCCCGUUAAGGGACAGACAGACAUACGGACGGACCCCCUGUCACCACUCAUUUUAUUUAUUUUAUAUUACAUUUUAAAUCAAUUUUAUUAUACC
Messenger RNA from Oppia nitens, 4697 nucleotides. Its product is annotated as ATP-binding cassette sub-family C member 3-like. Lineage: Eukaryota; Metazoa; Arthropoda; Arachnida; Sarcoptiformes; Oppiidae. Gene Ontology annotation, biological process: transmembrane transport. The coding region runs from base 26 to 4612 and encodes 1528 amino acids. The record is from RefSeq and is a predicted model, not a curated record. Gene Ontology annotation, molecular function: ABC-type transporter activity; ATP binding; ATP hydrolysis activity. The transcript is spliced from 11 exons. Gene Ontology annotation, cellular component: membrane.